Dryobates pubescens (Downy woodpecker) is the source of this 1910-nucleotide messenger RNA. RefSeq names its product OTU deubiquitinase 1 (gene OTUD1). The transcript has a single exon. Gene Ontology annotation, biological process: protein deubiquitination. Bases 178 to 1506 code for a protein of 442 amino acids. The record is from RefSeq and is a predicted model, not a curated record. NCBI's taxonomy places the organism in Eukaryota, Metazoa, Chordata, Aves, Piciformes, Picidae. Gene Ontology annotation, molecular function: cysteine-type deubiquitinase activity.
GCCGCCGCAGGGCCCAGCCGGCAGCGGGGAGCGCAGGGGCGGGGCAGGGGGGUGAUGCCCUUGUUUAUUUUUACCCGGGCGGCUCAUCCUCUCCGGCUGCCCCAGCGCGGCCCCCGCCGCUCCCCGCCCCGGGUCCGACGGCGCCGCCUAUAAAGCGCCGCCCGCGGGGAGCUGAGGAUGCAGCUUUACAGCUCCGUGAUCACCCACUAUCCGGCAGGAGGGACAGCCGCUGCAGCAACCGCUGCUGCCACCUCGCCAAGCACUGCCGGUGUCUUCAAAGUCUCCCUGUCGCCGGGACCCCCCUCCGCGGAGGCACCGAGCGCUGCCGUCGCCGCGGGCCCUAGCCCGACCGCCGAGAGUUCCGCCAAAGACGGCUUCGUUCCCGCUGGGGGAAGCAGCAGCAGCAGCGCCGCCGCCAUGCCCGCCUUCUCCUCCUGCCUGGAGGUGAUGCCCAGCGGCCCCGCGGCGGGCUCCGGCAGCCGGCCGGCGGGCGGCCCGCAGUACAGCUCCUGCGCCCAGGUCACCGUCAGCCGCCGCCGGCCGCUGGAGCGGAUUGUGCCCAUCCGGAUCGUGCAGAGACCUGAGGCCCCCGGCGAGCUGGUACCGGCCUCUCCCCGCAGCCGCGCCUUGCUGGAGGGCAUCCUGGAGAGCAUGCGGCAGGCCGGGGGGGACGGCGAGGCCGCCGUGCUGCCGCCGCCCGCCGAGGAGCCCAGCAACCGCAGCCUGCGCCUCAGCGAGCACUGCCAGGCGCUGCAGGCGGCGGCCGCCGGCGCCCAGCCCGGGCUGGUCCCCGGUUGUCGCUCGGCGGAGAGAAGCAGUAGCCAGGCGCAGCCCGCCGCCGGUCGCUCGCCCGAGGAGGAGGAUGAGGAUGGGGGCAGCCCCGAUGUGCGCAGAGCGCCGGGCGGCAGGCCGGAGCGCAGCGAGAAGCUGGCACUGUACCUGGCCGAGGUGGAAAAGCAGGACAAGUACCUGCGGCAGAAGGGCCGCUUCCGCUUCCACAUCAUUCCCGACGGGAACUGCCUCUACCGCGCCGUCUGCAAGGCGGUGUACGGGGACCAGCGGCUGCACGGCGAGCUUCGCGAGCAGACCGUGCACUACAUCGCCGACCACCUGGACCACUUCAACCCCAUCAUCGAGGGCGACGUGGGAGAAUUCCUGAUCGGGGCCGCCCAGGACGGGGCUUGGGCCGGCUACCCGGAGCUGCUGGCUAUGGGGCAAAUGCUGAACGUGAACAUCCACCUCACCACGGGCGGCCGGCCCGAGAGCCCCACCGUCUCCACCAUGGUUCACUACCUGGGACCCGAGGAUCCCACACGGCCCAGUAUCUGGCUGAGCUGGCUUAGCAACGGGCACUACGAUGCCGUGCUGGACCGCGUGUGCCCCAACCCGGAGUACGAGGCGUGGUGCAGACAGACUCAGGUACAGCGCCGGCGGGAUGAGGAGCUGGCCAAGUCCAUGGCAGUGUCCUUGUCCAAGAUGUACAUUGAGCAGAACGCCUGCUCAUGAGAACGUCUGGGCCGCAGGCUGGGAGCUUUGCUGCAGGGACUGGGACAGACAGAAGAGAAGGUGUGCUGGCUGUGAUGGUGAUGCCUUAAUCCUUAACGAAGCAGCAGCACCCCAGACCGAGAAGGACUGUAGCUCGUGGGGGAUAAAAUGCAAAGGCGUUUGUAAUGUUUCUGUUGUAUAAACUUAGCCUCGGAUUAUUUGCAAGCAGAUUCUCCGUGUAGCUUCGUGUUCCCCCCUCCCUCCCUUCUGUCUAUUUUCUAUCAGAAUGUAUUUUUUGCACAAGAUUUUUAAACUGUUACCUCCAUCUUCUACAUCUGACAUAUGACUAUCUGGCUUUCAGCUGUACAGCCAAAAACGUUUGUAAAGAAGUUUUGGGUGGGUUUUUUGUUUUGGUUUUGACCCCU